Rotaria sp. Silwood1 is the source of this 1341-nucleotide messenger RNA. NCBI's taxonomy places the organism in Eukaryota, Metazoa, Rotifera, Eurotatoria, Philodinida, Philodinidae. The record is from the annotation of a GenBank genome assembly.
AUGAAUGAAAAUUAUAAUGUGAAUGAUAAUAUUGAAGAGGAAGAUGAUCUAAAUGCAAAAUAUAAUCGUUCAGCUCAUAUUGAACCAUUUCAUCGACAAAGACGUAUUGAUGGUACAUUACCAUUUAGUGAACAAAUAACAACAAUGAAACAUAUUAUAAUAACAAAUGGAUAUGAUGGACGAUAUAUAAAUAAUGAUAAUAUGACAGAAACAGAUUUGAAUCAAGGUGGAAUUUGGAAAGAAAUUAUUCAUAGUGGAAUUGGUCAAAAUUCAACUAUAGGUGCUUCUGUACGAUUACAUUAUUAUGCUUAUUUUGAACAUCGAGAUGAACCAUUUGACACAUCAUUUAAACGUCGACGUCCACUUGAAUUUCGUUUAGGUAAAUAUGAAGUACUUCCUGGUAUUGAUCUAGCUGUUAGUACAAUGCAAAGACGUGAACGUUCAAAAUUUAUAAUCAGUAGUGAUUUAUUAUAUGGUGAACUUGGUUGUGCUCCACACAUACCUGAAUCAGCAUGGUGUCUUUAUGUUAUUGAACUUUUAACAACAAAUGAAUCAUCAACAGUUAUUCAUGAUGAACAAUUAUUAAUAAAAACAACAACAAAUAAACAACAAAUCGAUGAUUUUGCUAAACGUAUAAGAUUAGCUCAAACAUUACGUAAUACAGGUAAUGAAGAAUAUGCAAAUGGUCAAUUAGAUCGUGCAUUACGAAGUUAUAAUAAAGCACGACAAUUAAUUCAUAAAAGAGUUACACUUAUUGAUGGUAAGAAUGAAGAACAAUAUCAUCAAUUAUUACUUAAACUUCAUCUUAAUUCUGCACAAUGUUAUCUUCGUUUGGAUAAUUUUGAAAAAUGUUUACGAGCAUGUCGUGAUGCACUUGUUAUUGAACCAAAUAAUUUAAAAGCUUUAUUUCGUGCAAGUGUUUCACUUCGAUCAUUGAAUCAACUUGAUGAAGCAGAGAAAUAUUUGUCAAAAGCUCUUGCUAUUGAUCCACAAAAUCAUGAUAUAUUAACGGAAGUAAUUAAAUUAAAAGAUGCUCUUGAUUUAGCAAUACAAACAAAAACAAAAAAAUCUGAUGAACUAUUUACCCUAAAAGAAUCAUUAAUAAAUAAUCAAAAUGAUAAUGAUGAUAUCCUUUCGUGCAUUGAUGUAUCUGAUCAAUUUCGUUUGAAAUUAGAUUCUCUUCUUAAAGAAUUUAUGGAAUCAAAUGAAACAUUAGAACCAUUUACAGUACAACGUCAUAAUUUUUCAGAUACAGAAUUUUAUUAUAUUGAAUUACUUGCUAAAAGUAAACAAUUGAAUAUUAAUAGAAUUAACGAUAAUAUUAUUCAUAUUACCAAGUAA